This is a messenger RNA of Mytilinidion resinicola, 1326 nucleotides long. RefSeq lists its product as uncharacterized. The coding region runs from base 19 to 993 and encodes 324 amino acids. NCBI's taxonomy places the organism in Eukaryota, Fungi, Ascomycota, Dothideomycetes, Mytilinidiales, Mytilinidiaceae. Gene Ontology annotation, biological process: translation. The transcript is spliced from 3 exons. Gene Ontology annotation, cellular component: ribosome. The record is from RefSeq and is a predicted model, not a curated record. Gene Ontology annotation, molecular function: structural constituent of ribosome.
CAUCAACGUCCAGCAGCGAUGCCGCCUCGAGUACCCAUCGCAACCUGCCUGCGGGCAUCAAAGGCCCCCGUCCCCAGCCUCCCUUCCUCUCUCCCCAUCCGACCCUUCUCAACAACCCCGAUUCCUCAGAUCCCGCGUCCCAAACGGAAACACCAAGACCAGUACACCCUCGCCCAAGCCCGCGCCCGCAAAGCUGCCAACCUCAGCCGUCGUGCCGUGCUGUCCACUGAGCGCUCCGCCGCCCUCGGCGACCCAGUGAAGGGUGUCACCACCCCCUUCGUGAAAUCCUUCGACACCGGCUCGGCCCCAGAGCCAUUGCCCGACUACCUAGAACCCGACUCCGCGCUCCCCAAGCCAGCCGAGAAAGCCCAUCUCAACUUCUUCCUCACGCCAGAGAAGGUCUCAGAGUCGGUGCUGUACUCCGAACGCAUCUCCACACCUCGCCCACCCAAGAAUAUUGAAGGAGACAAGUACCAGAUUCUCAAUGAAAUCAGCCCAGAGGAGCAGGAGAAACAGCGCGUCGCGGCGCACGAGAAGGCCGCCGCGGCCGUCAGCAUGAUCACCGCGCUUGAGAAUGGGAGCUCCAAGGACCGGCUGCGCGUGAAUAUCCAGCGCUGCAUCGACAUGUUCGGCCGCCACAACACCGACCAUAUCCUGCCGCCUAAGCCCGCUUCCCUGUUGACAGAGGGCGUAGUACCCCCGACGCCGGAGACGAACGAGGAAGCGGCGAAGUGGCGCGCCGGCCCGGAUACCGGGAGUAGUGAGGUGCAGAUUGCGAUUUUAACGGCGAAGAUAAGGACGCUGGCGGAGUUCUUAGAGACGCGGGGAAAGAAAGAUAUGCAUAAUAAGCGGAAUUUAAGGGUCUUAGUGCAUAGGCGGCAGAAGUUACUGCAGUAUUUGAGGAGGAGGGAGAGGGGCGGCCCGCGAUGGCAGCAUUGCAUCGAGACGCUAGGGCUCACAGAGGGGACCUGGAAGGGCGAGAUCAGCUUGUGAGAUGCGCUGUGUUGGCAUUUGUAGAAUAUGUGGUAGUCGGGGAGAUGAGACUGGAGGAGGCAUCGUGAUCAUAUGUACAAAACCCCGAUCCGAUUCUAAUUUACGUACAAACGAAUCCUAUAAGAGCACCAGGCUCUCGAUAUAAACAUUCAGAUUUUACUUUUCCUUUUCUUUGAACUCAAUAAGCCACAUAUGCACUGUCAAGGCCACAAAAGCUCAAUUGCCAGACUCCUUUCGGUUUCAACAGCUCGUACGUAAGCCCUGAGGGCACCCCAAGCAGCGGCGAGUAAAUGUAGACAGACUUUGGGCAAGACAACGGUGUUUCAACACCCC